AUGUCGACUUACUGUUUGCUUUUUGGUACACCACAGACAAAAGCAAAAAGUCGAUCGGAAGGGGCAAAACCCUACAAUCUGGAGAAGAACCGAUACAAAAACAUCUUGCCCUUCGACCCUACCCACGUACGCCUCCUAGACGGUGACCCCAAUAUCCUUGGAUCCGACUAUAUCAACGCCAACUUCAUUAGAUGGCCGUUCAUCAACGGGCCUUCGGGUUUUUACAGUGGAGGUGACUUCGAGCAAUGGCUGGAAUGGUUUUCCUCAGCUCCCUCGCCAGCACCCGAGACAGGCGAUCUUGUCACAACCCGAAUUUCGUUAAAACUGAGGGCACACUACAAGGAGAAAAGGCGUUCACCGGGAGAGGUUUAUUUUUUUUAUCUGAUGUUUCGGAUAACUGUCCCGUCUAUCCAUCCUCAGUGA
This is a messenger RNA of Dibothriocephalus latus, 423 nucleotides long. NCBI's taxonomy places the organism in Eukaryota, Metazoa, Platyhelminthes, Cestoda, Diphyllobothriidea, Diphyllobothriidae. The record is from the annotation of a GenBank genome assembly.